This is a messenger RNA of Sarcophilus harrisii (Tasmanian devil), 7229 nucleotides long. RefSeq names its product phosphatase domain containing paladin 1 (gene PALD1). The transcript is spliced from 19 exons. The record is from RefSeq and is a predicted model, not a curated record. The coding region runs from base 287 to 3244 and encodes 985 amino acids. NCBI's taxonomy places the organism in Eukaryota, Metazoa, Chordata, Mammalia, Dasyuromorphia, Dasyuridae.
CCUGCGCUCUCCGCGCGCGGGGCAGCCCGGCCCGCCCGCCGCCGCCUCAUGGAGGGCCCCGGGAAGUGGGCAGGGGCCGGCAGCGUGAGGGGGCCACCCGCGCCGAGCGGCCGCCGCUAACUCCGAGCCGGGGAGGCCCGAGGGGCGAGAUCGCGCCCGGCCGUGCGUCCCGCCGUCCGACCUUCCAGCCACUGGCCAGGAGGAGCUGCGCGCUGCCCGGAGCAGAGCCCAUGUGCCCUGGGGUCGCCGAGAGGCAGAUCGCGUCCUGAGGCGGCCGUCCCGGAGGAUGGGUACCACGGCCAGCACCGCCCAGCAGACAGCGGUGUCAGGCCCCCCGUUUGAGGGCCUCCAGGGCGGCAUGGAGGACCACCACUCCCUCAGCAUUCACUCCUUCCAGGCCGCUGGCCCCCACAACAGCCGGGCCAAGUCCAUCAUCACCAACAAAGUGGCCCCCGUCGUGAUCACGUACAACUGCAAAGAGGAGUUCCAGAUCCACGAUGAGGUGCUCAAGGCCCAUUACACAGUGGGCCGGAUCUCAGAGUCCACACAGGAGCACUACCUGGUCCAGGGGCGCUACUUCAUGGUCCGGGACGUCUCAGGGAAAAUGGACGUCCUGAACACCACGGGCAGCUGCGGGGCCCCCAACUUCCGCCAAGCGCGGGGCGGGCAGGCCGUGUUCGGCAUGGGGCAGCCCAGCCUGGCGGGCUUCCAGAGGCUCCUGCAGAAACUCCAGGGCGACGGCCACAAGGAGUGCAUCUUCUUCUGCGUCCGGGAGGAGCCUGUCUUGUUCUUGCGCCUGGACGAUGACUUCGUGUCCUACACGCCCCGGGACAAGCAGCGCCUGCGUGAGAAUCUCCGGGCCCUGAGCCCCGGCGCGCGGCCGGAGAGCCUGGAGCUGGCCAUCCGGAAGGAGAUCCACGACUUUGCGCAGCUGGGCGAGGGCACGUACCACGUGUACCAUGACAUCGAGCACUUCCGGGAUGAGCCGCGCUCGGUGCGGAUCCAGAGCGAGGACGACAUCCACGUGACGGAGGAGGUGUACAAGCGCCCCAUCUUCCUGCUGCCGUCCUACAGGUACCACCGAUUGCCUCUGCCAGAGGCCGGGGCGCCCCUGGAAGCCCAGUUUGAUGCCUUCAUCGGGUUCCUCCGGGAGAGCCCCAGCCUGCUGCCGCUCCGGGACCCCUCGGGGACGCCCCCCGCCCUGGUCUUCAGCUGUCAGACGGGCAUCGGGAGGACCAACCUGGGCAUGGUCCUGGGCACUCUGGUGCUCUCUCACUGCAGGAGGCCGGCCAGGAGGCCAGAGGCAGCCCCCUCCCCCCCUGACGCCCGGCCCUCGGAGCACUCGGAGGUGGUGCAGAGCUUCAUCUGCAUGGUCCCCAAGGGGAAGCAGAUUGUGGAGGAGGUGGACCACAGCUUAGCGGCCUGCUCUGAGCUGCAUAACUUGAAGGAGGCGGUCUCUGAAAAGCUGGAAGGGCCUGGCGGGGACCGGCCGCAGGGAAAUGGUGGCCCAGAACCCCAGCAGCAGAAGACUCUGCAGAGCUUGGAACGCUACUUCUACCUGAUUGCCUUCAACUACUACCUGCAUGAACAGUACCCCCUGGCUUUUGCCCUCAGUUUCAGCCGCUGGAUGUGUGGGCACCCGGAGCUGUACCGGCUACAGGUGAAAGUGAGUGUGAAGGAGCCCGCGGUCCUCGGGGAGCCGGCCGCCAAGGAAGCCUGGGUGCUGGUGGCCGACGAGCCCUUCUCCCCCGACGUGCUCAGCACUGCCCGCGAGAUGGACGUGGCCAACUUCCGCAGGGUGGCCAAAUCCCCUUGGCAUGGCCCAGCCUGCGGGGGCCGGGAGGGGGCUCCCCGCGGGGCUGGGGUCCCCCAGGGCUCCCCCCCUCCCCCAGGCCUGGGGGCCCUCCCCCUGCCACUCCAAGAGGAACACGGGCGUGAGCUGGAUCAACCCCGGGGAAAGGGGAGUCCCAGCGAAGGCCCGGUGGCGUCCCCGGCAGGUGGAGUGCGCCCGGCCAAGGCGGCGAAGGGGCAAAGCCGAAAGGCGCCGGGCCGGCGUUCCCUGGCCCCCUUCCCCCGGCCCCCGGGGAAGGGGGGCGGGGGGAACGGGGCCCCGGCUUCUCCGUUCCCCCCGCCGCGCUGGGGGGGGGGGGGGGCGGCUCUUCUGGGUGUCUGCUGCCCCCUCCUGGACACCCGGCGUCCUGAUAGUCUGCGGUCUAAGCCUGAGGCGGCCCGGGGUCUGGGAGGGGGCGGGGCCUGCCGUGCCCCCGCCUGGCUGAGCCCCGCCUCGCUCCGAGGGGAGGGGGUGGGGCGUUCCUGGGCUGCCACGCCCAGCUGGCGUUCCCAGGCUCCUCCCGAGCUGGGGGGGAGGGGGGCGUUCCCGGGCUGCCUCACUCCGGGGAAGAGGGGGCGUUCCCGGGCUGCCUCACUGGAGGGGGGAGAGGGGGCGUUCCUGGGCUGCCACGCCCAGCUGGCGUUCCCAGACUCCUCCCGAACUGGGGGGAAGGGGGCGUUCCCGGGCUGCCUCGCUGGGGGGGAGGGGAGGUGUUCCCGGGAUGCCUUGCUCCGGGGGCCUUGUGUGAUGCACGACUUUGAGCGCCUCCUGCAGGCGGUGAAGGAGGCGCUGGCCAAGGAGCCCAGCACCGGCUUCGUGUUCAGCUGCCUGAGCGGCCAGGGCCGGACCACGACGGCCAUGGUGGUGGCCGUGCUCACCCUGUGGCACAUUACCGCCUUCCCCGAGAUGGGCGAGGAGGAGAUCGUGAGCGUGCCCGACGCCAAGUACACCAAGGGAGAGUUUGAGGUGGUGAUGAAGGUGGUCCAGCUGCUGCCGGAUGGGCAUCGGAUAAAGAAGGAGGUGGACAUGGCCCUGGACACAGUCAGCGAGACCAUGACCCCGAUGCACUACCACCUGCGGGAGAUCAUCAUUUGCACCUACCGCCAGGGAAAAACGGCCAAGGAAGAGCAGGAGGCACGGACUCUGUACCUCAGAAGCCUGCAGUACCUGGAGCGCUAUAUCUUCCUGAUCCUUUUCAACGCCUACCUUCACCUGGAGAAGCCGGGUUCCUGGCAGCGGCCCUUUAGCGUCUGGAUGCUGGAGGUGGCCGCCAAGGCCGGAGUCUACGAGAUCCUCAACCACUUGGGCUUCACGGAGUUCGAGGCCAUCGAAGACACGUCCCUGUCCAGGCUGCGCUACCGAUGGCGGGAGCGGACCCUCAGCCCCGGGCCCUUCCUGGGGGACUUCCUGUAGGAGGAGCAGCAGAGCGGCCCGCCCGCGGCGCCGCCGGCCUCCCGGAACGCCCCCCCCCCCUGCUGGGCUCCUCCCCCUUUUACCGGGAGAAGGAAGGGGCCGGGCCGCUUCUCCUUUCCCGAGAGCCGGGCGGGGGAUGGGCUGGGGGACCUGCGUUACUCAUAAAGGGAGCUUUGAGAGGGACCUUUCUCACACAAUAAACCGCCUUGUAAAGGGAGGCGCGGUUGGCGGGGCGCCGGCGGGGAGGGGGCGGGGCCCCCGGCAGCCGCUGCCCCAGGAUGGUUUUCUUAAGGACCCGUGUCCCGGGCUCCGGAUCCGGCUCCGGGGGUGUGGCUAGUCCCGGGCCUUUGAUGUUCCUGGCCCUCCCUGCCCCCAUGUGCAUCGCUCUGUGAAGGCUUCAUCCCCUUCCCCCCCCUCAGCCUUGGCUGGACUCGCGGCGACAAACACUGCAGACCUACUGUGUGUGGAUGUGCGGGGCUGUGGGGCAGGUCCUCUAGUCCACCAGCCCAUUUUACAGAUGAGGAAACUGAGUCCCAGAGAAGUGGUCACACACAUAGCGAGUAGCAGGCAGAAUAUGAACUCAGAACCUCCAACUUACCCCUCUGAUCUAGGAUACUGGGCCCAGGUGCCAGGAAACAGCUCCAAAAACCUGGGGAAGGAGGAGGAAAUGCCCCAAAGGCAGCUGCCAGGGAAGGAGGUCCCCGGAUGGGAUGGGGAGAGCAAUACUCUUGUAGAGGCAGUAUGGUUUAACCUGCAGUCCAGGAGCUGUUUUAUUCAGAAGUAGUUUGGGAAGGAUAUUUUAUGCAUUUAAAGCUUUAUUCACAGAUUCAUGUGAAAUACCGUCUACUGCACAGACUUUAAAGUGCUGGGUAACUGUGAGCUAUAGCAGUUGUAUCUCCCAUUGAAAAGGGGCAACCUAGUGGAGAGGGCUCAGAACCAGGUGAAUCCGAAAAGUGCCGGACCCUGGGCUAACCCCAGAGGAUACAAAUGGGCCCCCAUAAGCUUACGGUUUAGUCGGGGGAGACAGCUCCCAAACAAUGAUGGCAGCACAAUCUGUAGUAAGUGGGAGGGGUCCCAGAGGGAAGCGUGAGCCUUGUGCACAAGUGUCUCACAGGGGAGGACCUGAGCUGGGGCUUGAAGGGGCAGCUGGAGCUGGCGGGCUGGGCCAGAGCCUCGGAGCCUUGGAGUCCUGUCCCAGGCAGGGGAGGCCCAGCCUCCUGUGGGUGCUGAGGCGUGAGACUGCUGGUUCCCCAGAGCUUCUGUGCCCCAAAGCUGCAGCCCGGUGGUGGGGAGGGGUCACGCAGGUGGCAAGGGCUGCCUCCCCCUUGGCCAUGGGCCCUGUGGGCACAGUGGCAGCCCAGGGAAGGCGGGGGGCAUCUGAUGGGCUGAGAGAAGGGGCAGAGGCUCAGGCGUUAGGAUAACCUGGGCUUGCAGGACUGUCCAGGAGAGGGACAGGAAGGUCGGGUGGGGGAGAAGGAGCAGUCCCAGGGGGCUUCCUUGGGAGGAGGCUGGGAAGGAGGAGUUGGAGACCAACGAGGCGACCACCAUCUGGAGGGGGGCUGCCCCCCAAGUGGUACAAAGAAAGGGAUGUGCCUUUGGGGAACAUUGCCAGAGAGGGCGUAGGGAAUUAAUUACCUGUUAGGACACGGUCUAACAAGGAUCUAAGGAGCAGUUCUUCAUUGUCUUUUUAUCUGUUGAGACAAAGUUUGAAUGAAGGGUCAGAGGUCAAGGCUUCUCUCGGCUGACCUGGCCCAGCAGCUGUGCGGGAGCACUCACUUUACCUGUUGCCUCAGUUUCUCCAUUUACAAAAAAAUACAUGCUCCCCUCACGGGCAGAUUUGUUCACUCAUGCUUAGGUUUGGGUUUUUGAGCUGCACUUUUGAACAUGGAACCAGUCCAGUGUCUGAAACCAGAGGACCAUGUGAUCUUGGAGAGAUCCCCUCCCUCAUCAGUAAAAUCAGCUCCUAAUUCUAGGGCUGUGCUCCUACUGGAAGCCUCCUUUCUCUCUGUUCAGUCUGCUCAAGCCUCAGUCCUGUCUACUGUUGCACUGACCCAUUUUCUGGGGCUCCCCUGGCAGCUCAGUGUCAAGCUUUGCCCUUCCCUAUGUUCCCUCUUACUGCACACUCCUCCUCCCCUCACCAGUCUCCCCUUUGUUGUCCUCCACAUCCAUGAGCCUCCUCGUUGCCCCCGUGUCCAUCCCCUCAAUUGUUCCUUCUCAGACUCCCUCCUCAGACUCCCGUCUGAGGCUCGGCCUUCAUUCCCAGAGGCUGUGCUCACUCGCAGGUGGGAGCCCUCACCGACUCUCACCCCUUCUCAGCUGUAAAGAAAGGAGUGAACCUCGUUGGACUUGUGGGGCCUCUCCCAGGAUGAAAAGCCAGAGACCCCCCUUUUCCCCCUCCCUCUCUUUUCCCCUCCCUUCUUUGGCCACUCCAUCACUGCAUGAAUAGACCCAUUUAGUCCAGGUUAACAAAGGCUCCGAGUGUUGGCUUGUAAGAGAGGAAGGCCCCGGACUGGGGUGGGGAGCCCCAAAGUCGGUGGCGUGAAUUUCACACAGUGGGGAGGGGAGGGAGGGGAUGGGGGCUUCCUGGAAAUCCUGUUCUAGAACCGGCUCUAAGUAAGAACCUGGACAAGAGGAAAUCCUGCUUUUUUCAUGGGGGAUGGCAAUGAUGACUGUUGUUACAUCUUCCAUAUUCCUGAAGGAUUUACCUGCAAAGCACGGCAGCAGCAUCUCGGUCCCCUCGGGGAGCUGGGGACCGUCAUCCUGGUUUUGCGGAUGAGGAAACUGAAUAAAAAUUAAGGGACAGUUAGUAUGAUUUAGAUGGGAUUUGAACUGAAACUUCCUCUUGCUAAUUUAGGCCGGGGAUUCUAAAAGGGGGGACCUGAGGCUGGGGCUGGGACUCUUUCACGGGGUUCUAGAGGUCAAAAUUGUCUUUGGGAUGCUAUUAAGGUGCUUUCAUUUCUAACAGAGCAAAGAUCAAUAGAGCGAACCCGUAUCCACUGAUGCUCUUUGGGGUCUUUGGUAACUUGUAAAACUAAAGGCUCCAAAGCCCCCUGGUUGGGAAUGGCCACUUGGCAUGAGGAAAUGCUUCUUGAAGUGGGAGAUUUCCCCCCCCCCCCCCACCUCGAGCUCCACACUGUCUGCAGCCACUUCAUCUCUCUUCAAGAGUGGCUCCAGCACCAAAGGGUGGGCUCAGAUCCCAGGGGCCCGUGGGGAGGGCAGGCGCCAGAGGCUCGGCCCUCAGGGAGGGCAGCUUUCAUCCAUCAGCGGCAAUUCAGCUCCCAGCAAGGCCGGGCCCGUGGAGUGUAAACAUUCUGGGCUUGCAAACCAAAUACGCGUCUGACCAUGGACUGAGUGGCAGAAAGCUGAAAAUGGGUCAAACGCAGUCUCGGUUUUCAGUCCAGCACACGUUUAUUUAGCACCUACCAAGUAAAAGGUCCAUGCGAGGGGAUGAGAACCUAAGUAAACCCUACCUUAAAAGCUGGAUAAUAUGGCUCAGAAUGCCGGAGUUUGGGAUUGGGGGGGGAGGAGGUUGGAACCCCUUGGAACACAGGGCUGGUAUAAACAGCUUGUUUCUCCAGCCUUUGCCAGUAUCCCAUUUUAUAGCUAAAGAAAAUGAGUCUCAGAGACAUCACACGCAGCCAGGAACUCUCGCCCUGGGCUUUCUGAAGGUGACCAAAUGAGCCGUCAUUGUCCCAGGCCUGGCCCCAAAUGUUUCUUAGAACCUGAGAAGAGAUCCCGAGGUUGACUUGUGGGCUGGACCACACAUAGCCCCAAAGGUGGUUUCCCCUCCGAAGAGGGGGAAGGAGGGAGAUGACUGGACUGAGAGCCGGUGGGCCCAUUUCUUUCUCUGAGGACCAGCCUUAUGCCAGGAAGACCAGAGUUCAAAUCCAGCCCUGAUUCACAAAGACUGUGUGAUCCCAGGCCAGGACAUUUAUCUCCAAACUGCUCAGAAACUCUUAAAUUAAAGCCCAGUUAUUGAUCUUUA